Penaeus vannamei (Pacific white shrimp) is the source of this 897-nucleotide messenger RNA. Lineage: Eukaryota; Metazoa; Arthropoda; Malacostraca; Decapoda; Penaeidae. The record is from RefSeq and is a predicted model, not a curated record.
AUGGAGGAAAAGGAAAACAGCUUUAGAGUAUUCGGGUGUGAGCGAUGGUUGUCGGACCCAUCAGACGUCGAAAUAUUCCAGCAAAUUUCGUUUCUGCUUUUCCAGCAACUCAAAGAUUCCGAUUUAACUAAAUGGAAGGGCUUACAGAAACAAAAUAUUCCACAAUCAAAAUCAUCAAGUGGAAAACGUCGUUCAGUAAAUGAGCUUCUUGGCUUUGGCAAGCCAAGGAACCUAAAAGGCAAACGGCAGCGGCCAAGGGCCAACCUAAAAGCAGACGGCCAAGGAACUGCCAAUUCGGUCAAAGGAACUAAAAGGCAGACGGCCACGGGCCGCCAAGUCGGCCAAGGACCUAAAAGGGCCAACGGCCAAGGACCUGCCAAUUUGGCCCAAGGAACCCUAAAAGGCAGACGGCCAAGGAACCUGCCAAGUCGGCAAGGAACUACAAAGGCAGACGCCAAGGAACCUGCCAAGUCGGCCAAGGAACCUAAAAGGCAGACCGGCCAGGAACCCUGCCAAGUGGCCAAGGAACCUAGAAAAAGACCGGCAAAGUCGCCAAAGGAACCUAAAGGCAGACGGCCAAGGAGACCUAAAAAGACGGACAAAGAACCUGCCAAGUCGGCCAAGGAACCUACCAAGAGGCCAAGACCUAAAAGGCAGGCCAACCCACCAAGUCGGCCAAGGCAACCUAAAAGGCAGACGGCCAAGGAACCUACCAAGUCGGCCAAUAGGAACCUAAAAGGCAGACGGCCAAGAAACCUGCCAAGUCGCAGGGCACCUAAGGCAGACGGCCAAGACGGCCAAGGAAGCCCCCAAGCCCGGCCCAAGAAGGAACCUAAAAAGCAGACGCCAAGGAAACCUAAAAGGCAGACGGCCAAGGAGCCCGCCAAGGCGCCAUAG